GUGAUUUCGCUCCGUGUGUUUAAUGCCGUCAGCACUGGUGACUACUGCGUGACUAGAAGAAAUAUAGUUUAUAAUAGCAUAAUAGGUACCCAUGGGGGGUAAGAACAAACAACGGACAAAAGGAAAUGUUCGGCCGUCCAGCAGUGGCCGAGCUGCUGAGGUGCUGGCCAGGGAGGGUGGUGUCAUUCCCGGGUUCGUGGGCUUCGGCUCGACCCUCUCCUCGGAGCUGAGUUAUGUUCCAGCGGUCCACGGCGCGGAGGACAUAGACAACCUGGUAGAUGCCGAUUUCCGCCUGGUGCUCAGGAAACUGUCUAAGAGGGAUGUUGUUACCAGACUGAAAGCUGUUCAGGACUUUGGGUCCAUGUGUCAGGAACGGGAUGCUGAAGACGUCAAAGGGGUGUUACCAUACUGGCCAAGGAUUUACUGCAAGAUAUCUGUGGACCACGAUCGCCGCAUCAGGGAGGCGACCCAGCAGGCCUUUGAGCAGCUGGUGCUAAAAGUGCGCCGCAGCUUGGCCCCCUUUCUGAAGAGCUUGAUGGGCCACUGGAUUCUGUCUCAGUGUGACACCUACACACCUGCAGCCUCUGCUGCGUGCCAGGCCUUCCAGGCUGCCUUCUCACCUGCCAAACAGCCCGAGGCUCUCAGCUUCUGCAAGGAUGAGAUUCUUAAUGUAUUCCAAGAUAUUUUAUUAAAAGAAACAGCGGAAACACUGAGCGACCCGCAGAGCGUGACAGCGGAGGAGAGAGAAGCCAAAUAUGUGCGAAUGCUGACCAGUUCUCUGUUGGGCGUGAAGAGACUGCUCUCCCUGCUGACCCAGAAUGAUCGGGAGGCCCUGGAGGAAAGACUUGCACAUCUCGUUAACUCUGGGAAGUUCUGGAAGUACAGCAAGCACAAGACACCACAGGUGAGAGGGGCAUUUUUUGAGAUGGUGUGCGCUCUGUGUGAGUUCACUCCAGGACUGGUCCAAGCCGAAACGGCGCGACUCUGUCCAGCUGUUCUCCUCAGUAUUGAUGACACGGAUCCCGUUGUGCUGCCUCCUGUGUGGGAAGCUGUUCUACACGUCGUAUCUACGAUCCCUGAUUGUUGGACACACGUAAAUGCUAAGAAAGGCUUCUUACCUAAACUUUGGGCUCUGUUAAAAGAGGGUGGUAAAGGCUUGGCCAAAGCGCUCCACCCCAACCUAAUGCCCCUCCUCAGCAAACUGCCCCAACAGGUCACUGAGCCGAACCUGGACUUCUACACCACUUUCUUCAACACAUUCAUACAAGGUCUCUCCAGUGAGCGUGCAGUGACAAGCCCGUCAGAGAGUGCCGUUAUAGUGAAAUCUUUCGUCGAGUGCUUGAGGUACUGCAUGCUGCACAGUACAGAAGAAGAGCACGACCAAGGAAAGAUAAGGACCAUGCUUAUUUCACAACAGCUCCUUCCGCUAUUAGAAAAGUCCCUUAGAAAUCCAUCCCUUCAAAAUGGUCCACUCUUCCUUUUGGUCACUGAAACGCUCAUUUCCUGGGAGAGGAGGGCAGGCUUACACAAUGAUUGUGAGGCAAAUGAUGGCAAGGAUGUCUUCCAAAGACUUCUAGCAGACUUCUGGGAAGACCUUGGUCUUCUUUGUGUUCGUCAUGUCGACAACGAGGAUGCAGAUCCGCAGGCUUUGGAAGGAGUAGCCACUUUACUGCAGGUGAUGCGUUAUCCUGAGAGAGUAAACAAAAAGCUCGUCCAGAAGAAGAAAUCUGUCAGAAUGUGUUCCUCUAAGCCAGAAGACGAUGAGAAACCUGGAGUUGAGGGAGACGGUGCUGUGCAGGCUGUGUCAGAGCUCGUGAACGAGAAGGCGUUCGGGUCCCUGCAGACGCAGCAUUUUGAAGAUGUCGUGUGUCAGCUGGCGCAGCUGUGCCUGGUGCAUGUGAAUGAGAAGAAGUCAGAGAGACAUCUGGUUUUCCUCUCCCUCCUCCUGCGGUCUUUCCACACAACCAGAGUCUUCACUACGUUGGUUGAAGUGGAUGAGAAAAUAAAGGACAAUCAGGAGAGAGAUGAGGCGAUCAUGAAGAAUCCAGCAAUGCAGUUCCUGUUGGAGUGGGUGGUGAUGUGGCUGGCUGAGAAGGAGCGCAGAGACACCGAACACCUGGUCGAAAUGGUCUUCAGCUCACUCUACUGCUGCAGCCGACAGGAGACCACCCGCAUUCUCAACCACAUCACCACGAUGGGUUUGCAGUGGGGAAUCAUCCUCCAAAUUAUACAGAGGGCGUGUACAGACUCCGAGACUCUCAAGAGCUGUCGUGAUUGGCUCAAAGGUUCAGUCCUGGGUGAGCGACUCCUGGCCUUGACUGAGGAACUGUGCGUGGUGGGGAGCGGUUCUCACGGUCCCACCUCUUCUACAAGCAGCCACAGCUGGAAGCUUAUCAGCCUGGUCCUGUCUCAGAACCACAACAAUGAGUCUCUGAUAGGGGAGGUGUACAUGGAGAAGAUCUUAGAGAAGCUCCACGCAACUCUCUCAGAGGCAAAGGGUUUGUCAGAUGCAGGCAACAUGGAGCCACUCAUCUCCUUCAUCUGCGAUGUGGCCUCCACUUUCUUCUCCUCUGUGCAAGACUGUCUCCUGCUGCUCUCCGCCGAGGAGCUCCUGCUCACCGUCUUCCAGCUCACUGCCCAGGAUCAAGCGCACACUCACCUGUCUGACUCCCUUUUAGAUAAGCUGAAGAAGGUGUGUGUCGCUGGAGUCCAGUCGUUGGUCCAGUGCAGUAAAGAUGAGAUCCUGGAAGGUGGUUUCCUGCACAGCGCUGCUGUUUGGGUGGCGAAGCAGCUACUCACUGUCUCCCUGGAUAUUAAAGGUUUACAGGUUCUCGUUGUGGCUGUACAAAACCUCGUGGAGACCAUCAUCUCGGUCUGUGAUCCAACCUUCCCCAUCCUCAGCCAGUUCUUUUCCCUCUUGACGCCAAGUCAGACAGAAUGGACAAAAAUGAGGCAGGCCUUACCACCUCAGUGGAUUAAAAACCCCUUACUGUCCAGUCGUCACAGAGGAGUUAUUGAAAAAUCCUCCAUAGACAUUUGGAAGUUUAAGAUGUCAAACAAGCUACCAGCUCACCUGUGUGCCUGUGCCCUCUUGGGGAGGGUGGCCCAGAUCGCAGCAUUCAGACCAUGUGACCAAAAGGAGGCAGAGUGCCCUUCAGCCCUGUCAAACCUUAAAUAUACAGUUUCAGAACUGCUGUAUGCGCUGCAGUGGUGUAAGGAGCUGAAUUACAGCCCUGCAGUAGUGUCUGCUUAUCACAACCUGCUGACUGACUGGGGGCUGUCAGAAGGACUCCACAGUCAGGCUCCCAUGAAAGUCCUGCUGGAAACACUCUACUCAAGGUCGGUGACAGAUGGAGGCCUGUGGUCUCUGAUUCUGGAAAACUACAUCAGCACCAACAACCUGGCAGCCAGUAAAAGUGCAGCUGUGAGGAAGCUUUACGGAAGCGCAGACAGUUUGUUCCCAGUGUCUCCGAGCAAACUGAGCACGCUCCAGGUGCUCUGCCCGACCAUGAAAAGAGAAGACAGAGAGGCGCUCGUCGCGCUGGCCACUGCUGGAUUAGUCAACUGGCAGGAGAACAACGAUGUGUAUGGGUGUCUGGCAGUGCUGAUGUGUUGUCUAAAAGCCAACACUGAAGUGGAGGAAGAGGUUGUGCAGGCGAUCCUGGCCACUGUGAUGGAGUGGAGGAACAGCAAGGAGGACUGGUUCCUCUUCAGCAGUGACUUAUCUACAGCAACUACAGAACAGUUGAACCUGACUGUGGAAAUGAUGCGUUUCCUCUCGUGGCUGGUGGCUUAUUCUCCAACACUUCUUGGAGCGACGCAGUGGGACUUCCUGCUCUGCUCUAUGUUAGCCUGGUUGGAGACCACCAGUGAGAAUGUGAGGAGUCUCUGGAACCCGUGGGUGCAGUUGUUUGUGUGUGAGAAUGCUACGUUGAUAGUGAAGCUGAAUCAGUUCUUCGCGUCACCUUCCUCUGAUGUGCUCGAGAAGCUGCCAUCGGAACUGACUAACGAAUGGGCGGAUUUCUUCGUAGAGGGCAUCUUCAACCUGCUGCUGCCCCUGCCCAUCAGUAUCACAGAAGCCUUCACUGAACCAGACGACCCGGUGUUCCCUCUGGCGGUGCUGCAGUCAGUCGGCGUGGCUCUGACAUAUGUGCCUGUGCUGCAGCUGAACAACAACUCCCUGCCACCACGGUUCAUUGCCGACCAGAAGACGAACCUGCCCGAGCCCCUUCAGACACUCCUCAACACUUUCUGCCCUCUGCUGCUCUUCAAGGCCAGGCCUCUGCAGAUCACUGUCUACCACUUGUUGGAAAAGGUCAUGCCCGACUUACCCAAGUGCGAUGGAGAAGGAGACAACAAUAAGUCUGAUGACGACAGAGAUGAACCGUGUCUUUCUCCUCCGGCGUCUCUGAUGGCCCUCAUAUCGACCUGCGAAGAGCUGUGCGACAACAUCCUGGCCACGGUUCAAGUGGGAGAGUUUGCAGUGGUCCAGCCCCUCAGUGUGGAGUACUCCUGCAUCAUGGGAUACCUGCUGGCCUGGAAACUGCUCCUCACUUUUUUUAAAUCCUCACCCUCCCACCUGCGUGCCCAUUACGCCCAGUACCUUAAGAAAAGUUGCUCGCUCAACAAACUCCUUCUCCACCUCUUCAAACUGAUGCCUGAGAACCCAAUCUACCCAAGCCAGGGGACAGAGACGAGGGAAAACAAAACCUUCUUUACUGAAAGCCUACGCCUGGCUGUUGACAGGAGUGACGGCUUCGAGUGGGAGCUCCCCCACCUGGCCUGCAGCGUGUACUACAGCACAGUCCAGGACCUGCCGGCCAUGGUGCGCCUGUGGUGGAACAGCCAGGAGAAGAGAGUGAGCGCGGCCGUGGAGAAGUUCACCAUCAAAUACGUCAGCCCCGUUCUCUCGGCCCAGGAGAUCUCGUCUGUGCACACCAGCACUCAGAUGUUUGACAGCAUGACUGUCAAGGCCCGCUCAGCAGCGCGGGAGGUGAUUGCUACGUAUUCUGUGGAUGAUAUCUUCAUUGAGUUGGUGAUUCAGCUGCCGCAGAACUACCCUCUGGGCUCGAUCGCUGUAGAGAGUGGGAGGCGUGUGGGCGUCGCCGUGCAGCAGUGGAGGAACUGGAUGCUGCAGCUGAGCACCUACCUCACACAUCAGAACGGAAGCAUAAUGGAGGGCCUGGCUCUGUGGAAGAACAACGUGGACAAGCGUUUUGAGGGAAUAGAGGACUGUAUGAUCUGCUUCUCCGUUAUCCACGGCUCCAACUACUCCCUGCCCAAGAAGGCUUGCCGAACCUGCAAAAAGAAAUUCCACUCGGCUUGUUUGUAUAAAUGGUUCACCUCCAGCAACAAGUCCACCUGUCCGCUCUGCAGAGAGACUUUCUUCUAACUCAGUCUCUUCACCUUGGCUGACAGAAUUCUUCCACCGUGGUAUAUGCAAAGGUCGGCUCAGAUGAUCGUGUCGAAGUCUGAACAAAAAUGCAGCAAAGAUUUCCGAUCAUUACAACGUGGAAGUCGAGAGCAGGAGUGUGGGUUGAUCAUCUGCCAAUGGUUUGUUUAUACCAGUGCGUUACUGUACUGUACAUACCCAACAACAGUUGUGCAUUUCUUUUUUUUGAUGUUUUACUCUUUUUUUUUUCGUACCUUAAGAGGCUGAGUCACGUUGGGAAACCAGCAACCUGUUGAAAAAUAAAAUAACAUAAAAAACUAUAGAUGGUGUUGCAAGUAUUGCAAUGCCCAGGAUAUGACUUCACCCAAUAUUUCCUAAUAUUUAGGAGUGUAAAGAGAUAAUGUCUGAUUAUCGACAUGGACUUCAUCAGUAUAAAGCAGGAAAGAGGACUUUGUUAAUGAGAUUUUUAAUGUCAAAAGGCCAGUGCGUAGAAAGAAUCAAAACAGAACUGUACGUGUCCUCCUCUGUGCCUGCAUAUAAAUUAUGUUGGAAGGUAAAUAAAAUACUUUGUGGACAUUAUUAUGGAUGAAAUAAAUGCAUCUUCAAUUCCA
This is a messenger RNA of Mugil cephalus (flathead mullet), 6003 nucleotides long. It is a transcript of the gene ltn1, whose product is annotated as listerin E3 ubiquitin protein ligase 1. The transcript has 32 exons. Gene Ontology annotation, biological process: rescue of stalled cytosolic ribosome; ribosome-associated ubiquitin-dependent protein catabolic process. Gene Ontology annotation, cellular component: RQC complex; cytosol. Gene Ontology annotation, molecular function: ubiquitin protein ligase activity; zinc ion binding; ribosomal large subunit binding. Lineage: Eukaryota; Metazoa; Chordata; Actinopteri; Mugiliformes; Mugilidae. The record is from RefSeq and is a predicted model, not a curated record. The coding region runs from base 92 to 5392 and encodes 1766 amino acids.